UGUUCUGCUACUCGCCGUCAGCAUAGUAAGAAGCCAAACGAACUAGAACGUCGUGUGAUGGCCCAGAGGGUUGGUACAGUUCGUCGGAAAGUCGAAUGUCGCAGAAUGUCCGACAUGGAGACCAUCCGGCUCGUGAAACUGUACCGGGCCAACCAGUGCCUCUGGAACCAUUCCCAUGUUCAUUAUAAGCUGAAAAAUCGGCGCAUCGAAGCGUACGAAAACCUGAUGGUGGAAAUGGACAUGGAAUCGGUAGACGAAGUCAAGAGAAAGCUCAAAAGCAUCCGUGACACAUACACGGGGGAGAAGCACAAAAUGCUGAAAUCCAAUUAUUCGUAUAAAACCAAACUGGUUUGGUAUCCGAUUUUGGAUGAGUUCAUUUCGAAAUGUGACAGUGGCCAGCCUGUAUCAAAAGCGUCGUCUCCGGAAGUUUCGAUGGAGUCGCCGAUUGUUUCGAGGCGAAAGCGAAAAUAUAAGUCUGACGAACGCUUUCAACCGACGCUGAGAAUGCCUCGACAAGAUCUAAGUGAUCCCCUACAACAGCACGACGUGACGGAUGAGUUUCACUAUUUUGGCCUCAGCAUUGCUAGCCAACUGAGAAGCAUGGCCCGAUUGGAUGCCUUGAUCCUGCAGGAUAGCUUACAGCGGAUUAUGUCAGCGAAAAGGAUCGAAAUUGCCAGGAGGGAUUUGACCGCUGAGAGUUCGGCAACGUCCGAGGCGGAUGAUAUUAUGAUUGAGAUUCCGCAAACGUUUUCCGAGUAUAGUCUUUUGCCGGAUUCGUCCAUCAACUACCGCGGUAACGAUGAGGCUGAAUAGAAACAUUUUGGAUCUCAAGCGAAUUUACGUACGCGAUUUUAUAAAACGUUCUACAAUUUAUUCACAAAC
Messenger RNA from Ochlerotatus camptorhynchus, 882 nucleotides. RefSeq lists its product as uncharacterized. The record is from RefSeq and is a predicted model, not a curated record. Lineage: Eukaryota; Metazoa; Arthropoda; Insecta; Diptera; Culicidae. The transcript is spliced from 2 exons. The coding region runs from base 58 to 813 and encodes 251 amino acids.